CAACAUCAAAGCCUCUCUUUCCUCAUCGUUACGUACACACAAACGUUUGCGCUCGCAGCGAAAUCAAAUUCUCUCUUCUCAAUCAUUUUUUUUUUACAGUGCUACACAACCUUCUACAAGUUCUAGGCUUGUUCCAAACAAUAAUUUAUUAAAACCUUCUUCCAACACACAACAAAAUGAAUGAUAAUCAAAUCAUGAUGAAUUUCCAAGUUGAAGAGUUUUCAAAGAGCUUGCAAACUUUCAAUAAUUGUCCUGAUAAUGAAGAUUAUUCUAAUAGUUUCUUAUCAAUAUUUUUGGGAAGUGAAACAAGAGAUCAAAUUAUUCAAGAAAUUUUGAAACAUGUCAGAGUGAAAGUUGAAUGUUUACCAACUGGUUUUCAAGAAAAUCAAUUCUUCUCACCAGCACAGACAAAAUACUCUUGUUAUGUGAACGAUCAAAUCAGAAUAUCAGUUAAUUUUGAUGACAAAUAUUUAGAUUCUCUUUCACAAGGACAAAAUGUUUGCGAUUCAAGUAAUUCACCUAAUUAUUUCUGUUCCAUGUUAAUGGAAAAGUGUAAUAUUCAACUUGUUUCCUUCGUUGAAGGAACAAACUUCGAGAAUACAGUCACCGAGUUGACUACAGAACUAUCCAAGCUGGGAAUGAAUAGUGAUAGCAAUCAAAGAGUUGUUACUUUCCAUAUUCCAAGACCUCUUCAGAAAAGAGGAAAGAAAAAGGAAAGAGCCAGUUCUGUUUCAAAAAAGAUUGGGUUUAUUCAAGUCAUCCACUCUGAUUCCAAGAAGAUUGUCUGUAGAUCUGAUAAUAUUUGGAUACGGUCAAAAUCUAGAGAGGAAAUGGAAACAAAGAAAAGAAGAGCUAACAAUACCCUUUCUAAAAAGGUUAAAAAGAGAAAGAUCAAAUCAGAUAAUGAUGAGAAUCAAGAUUCUAACAAACCAGACUCUACUAAACCAGAUCUUUCCAAACCAUCCCUCCAAGCACCUGCUCCAGCUCCAACAACCUCCAAACCAGCUCAAGAAAUUCCAGAUCUCAAACCUAAACUUGAAUUCCCUUUCCUUCCAGUCAUGCCAACUUACUUACCUAACUUUAUGAAUCCUAACCUUCUUUCAAUGAUUCCAGUCAAUCCAUGUUGUAGUCUAAUUCCUGUGCAGACAUAUUUUGAUCCUUCCCUUUCCAAUCAAUUCUCCACCACUGUAAAUUAUUUCUGCCAAGCUAAUGCUGAUAUUCUUGAAUUAACACAACCAAACACAGAUGAAUUUGAUUUUGAUUUCGAUUUUGAAAAGGGUGAGGAGCUGAAAAGUCCUCUUUCUGAUAUUUCAUCAAAGCAAUGUGAAAUCAAUGAUAAUUUAUGGGGAGAGGUUUCUCCUCUUUCAGAUUCAAUUUUUGGUGCUGAAGAUGAUGUCUUUGGAGCUAACAUAUUUGAAUUUUAAUAUUUACAAAUUAUUUAUUUUCAAUAUUACAAAAACUGAUAAUCAAUAUCUGCGUUUUGAGAAUAAAAAUUAGAUAGGAUGCUUCACGCAAACAGAAGUCAGUGAAAAAUGAGAGAACGUGUUUUUUCAAGAGAAUUGAAUAAUUUUUCAGUUUUAUUUGAAAACUAUUAAGAUUGGAGAAAUCAAAAAAAACAAGAAAACGCUCUCAAAUAUGAUAACCACCAAGAUUUCAAAUCUUAAAGCCAAAAAAAAUAGCAAUUAUCAAGAAAAUUCCUACAGAAAUAAAAAAAAUCAUAUUCUUCGUUCCAAUCUUUGAGUAACCUGGUAAUUCAAUCUUCAUUAAUUCCAAAUUGAAAGUCUUUUGAGGAACUAUCUUUUGGUAGUGUGUCGAA
Naegleria gruberi is the source of this 1816-nucleotide messenger RNA. RefSeq lists its product as uncharacterized. The record is from RefSeq and is a predicted model, not a curated record. Bases 177 to 1424 code for a protein of 415 amino acids. Lineage: Eukaryota; Heterolobosea; Eutetramitea; Acrasida; Naegleriidae. The transcript has a single exon.